GACAAUACGCAGAAAAAAGGAAAAAUAUGGAAUGCAUGGGAUCUUGAGAAUAUAUAUCGAAAUCGACGACACCCUUUGAUUCUUUCCCUCACAACACGAUUGUACGCCCCUGGAGUUUGCCGACGGGGUGGGGAGCAAAAGGAGCGGAGGCAGAGGGUGUCGGUCGUCGGGUCGGCGCAGCGGCGAACAGUGGCGAGCGGACUCGUACGCCAGCUACGGGUCGACGAGGCGAGCUGGCGAAAGCGUCGCGAACGAGUUUGCGUGUCGCCGAGAGAAGCUCGCGGGGCGGCGAGCUCGUUUACUCGCGCAAGGACGUAAAGGAAUCACCAUUGCCAAAGUAGUUUAGUUUGUGGAGGCGUUCGGGAGUUUCGUCGUUGCGUCGUGUUAAAAAAAAAUUAACGUGACGUAAGAACGCGCGAUUGGGAAGAGAUCUCUCUCGGGAUCACGAAAGAGGUCCUCGGUCCUCUCGUGACUCGUCGUAGGGGGCGGCUAACGUCGUUUCCUGGUGGAGCGUCGCUCGAUUCGACAGCGAUUGGCCCUUCGAAGGGCACCUUGCGAGACUGUCCGCGGAGGGGAGGUGCGGCAGCGGGCGAGCUAUCGAGCGACCCCGUGGAGAGAUGCACGUGCGUCUUGGCGCUCGCCGGGGGUGGAUUGGGACGACUCGUCCCGCUCCGAAAAACAAGCGUGACACGUCAACCUUGAUAACGGUGGAGCCAAAAGAGGCGAUCGAAUCGACCCUGACGCAGACUCGAGUCUAAAACGUCACGACUUUUCAUCGUCGCGUGUGGAUGCUAUAGACAUCGAGUCAUCUCUCUGCGAUUAUUAAAUCCGAACCGGAUACCCGCGGGACAUCGAUGACGUCCGAGAAGACUUGGAAUCGCUCUACGGUCGUCCGUAUCGUCGCAUUGCCGUCGAUCUAGAUAUGACGACACCGAGUGUGUCUUUAGCUGCGAGAUUUCGCGACGGUUCCCGGAGAAGCUGCCAGCCAUCACCGCGAUCCUCGACGUUCCAUCGAGCCGCCGAAUGCGUUCCACGAAACCCUCUUUGGAUCGCGACGGUCGUCGACGAUUUUUCGUCAAGUUGAUGACGAGAACGACGAGGAGGAGAGGCUUCUACGACGACGGACGAAACAAAGCUCAUCACGCGGAAUAAGACUUCGAUCGUCGCGUCGAGAUGUUACCGCCGAGUAGUUUGAUCGACGUGCAGGGUGCCAUCCCGUGCGACGUGACGACGAGUGGCGGCGGCGGCGGCGGCGCGGCGGCGGCGGCGGCGGUGGUGGCGACGACGUCGUCGUCGUCGGUCCGCUGUCGGAGACUGCAGGGUGCGGCGCCGAGAUGGCCACAUCCUCGGCGACCUGCCACGUCGCGGCGAGAUACCGCGAGGAAUUCGACGAGACCAUUCGCACCGUCUCGGAACCGGAAUGUUCGAAGCGGAGAAUCGGCGACUCGGCUGCCGGAACCUGCACCGGCAGCACCAGGUCGGUGCCGGACGGCCGAUCGCGUCAAACCUUCACUAAGGGAGGAGGCUCCGCCUCCUCUCUGCAGAGCCUGAUGCGUCGAAGGAGCCGCAGGCACGGCACGGCCUCUCUACCCUCGGAGAUCGAGCUGUCUUCGGCGAGGCAGGUCGUCUACCCUGCCGUCCCCUCGGACCUUUUCAAGGACAUCGGCGGUGGCGGCAGUGGCAGAGCAGCGGCGUUCCGAAACGAGGAGGAGAUACGGACCGCGACGCCGACCUCCACGCUCAUUUACGCGACUUCCUCGACGCAACCGUCGACCUCGAGGGGCGAGAACAAUCCGACCCAGGACGUUUCCACGUCGGCCAGUAACGUCGUCGUCGCUACCACCGCCGCCGCCACCACCACGGGCAGCAACGUCACCGUCUCGACGACGAACGGCGGCGGCCGCUUCGGCAGCGUGCCGAUCUCGCUGCCGAGGACAACCGGUGGCAGCGGCAGCGGCGUCGUGAAACCGGGUCCUUCCACGUCUUCCUCUUGGAACAACUCCGCCGAGCAGGAGAGCGACUACGUUGUCGAUCCCGUGCAGGGGAACGCCUAUUACAAGGGACAAUUCUUAGGAAAGGGUGGUUUUGCGAGGGUCUACCUAAUGACUGAUGUCAGUAACGGGAAUCAAUACGCGUGCAAGAUUAUCCCAAAGAAUCGGAUGCAGAGGAUUCACAUGCAGAAGAUCGCGCGUGAGAUCAUGAUCCACAAAGAGCUGAAUCAUGUGAACGUCGUCCAGAUGCAUCACUAUUUCGAGGACAAUCUCAACGUAUACAUGCUCCUAGAGGCCUGCCCACGAAAGAGCUUGAUGCACGUGCUGAAGUACCGUGGUAAAGUCACGGAACCGGAAGCGCGUUACUACAUGAAGCAAAUGGUGACCGGCGUCGCGUACAUCCAUUCGCAGAAAGUUGUUCACCGGGACUUGAAGCCGGGCAACAUGUUCCUAUCGGACCGGAUGAUCGUCAAGAUCGGCGACUUUGGGCUGGCGACCAGACCCGACGGCCAGCGCAGACGAGUGACGAUAUGUGGCACGCCUAACUACAUCGCUCCGGAAGUGCUGUACAAGCAAGCGUACAGCUAUGAGGCGGAUGUUUGGGCGUUGGGCUGUAUACUGUACGCCCUGCUGGUAGGGCAACCACCCUUCGACACGGCCACACUCAAAGAGACUUACGCUAGGAUCUGCAACAAUCAUUAUCGCGAGCUCGACGACAGUCUCGCGAGCAAAAGCGGUCAGGACUUGAUCAGGUGGCUGCUGCAAUCUAAUCCCGAGCUGCGACCGAGCUUGGAGAGGGUGAAAGAACACGUCUAUCUAACCAAGGAAUACGUGCCUGCGUCUUUACCCCACACUUGUUGCUACCAAAUGCCACCGGCAUCGAUCAUCGAACCACCUUCGUCGCCGUCCUCGAUGUCCACGGUCGCCAGAAAUCCAGAAAUUAAGGCACAGAUAUGGCAGCAGAGUUUCGUUUAUCCCGACGCAUCGCUGCGUUAUCAGCAACAUACGAUUCAGACUCAGCAGGCGCAACAGCAGCAGCCCCAGCACCAGCAACAUUUGCUGACUCGUUCGCAGAAGAGCUUGCAGAAGGAGUCCAAGGUCUCCAGCUGGCUCGUCAAGAAAUUACCUAAGCUGCCGCGAUUCCGGCAACGGCUCAGCAGCGUGCUCUGUCCGGAUCACAAGAAGACCGGCCUCGUGGCGCAAAGCGUGCAGAUGCAUCGCGCGCUAGAAGCCUGUAUACCAGAGAUGAAGCGGAAUAACGCGUGCAAUCCACCGACCGUAGAAGACAUCGUGCCGCUCUUCGUUACCAAGUGGAUCGAUUACUCGAACAAGUACGGGCUGGGCUUCCAACUCUCUGACAGGUCGGUUGGCGUUCUCUUCAACGACAAUACGAAGAUUAGCUACACUCACGAUAGAAGAAGAGUGGAAUAUAUGACGACCGACGAUGAGAUGACGCGAUAUCAUCGAGAGAGGGAUGUUCCGGCACCGCUGCAAAAGAAGCUCGAGUUGCUUCGUCAUUUUACGGAAUAUAUGGACGACUUCUUGACAGAGGGUGGUGAGCUGAAAAAAUACCGCGCGCCGCCGAGACAGUCGAAAAACGCUUGCGUGCCACGAAUGAGACGGUGGCUGCGUACGGACAAGGCCAUCGUGAUGGAGCUAACGGUACCACUGCUGCAAGUGAAUUUCUUCGUGGACCACACGAAGAUGGUGGUGUCGCAGGAAUCCGCGGGAGGAAGGGGCUACCUGAUCACUUACAUCGACACCGGCCGACACGCGUCCUCCUAUUGGCUGAACGACCUGCGUGACCUCGGUUGCACCCCGGACCUCUACGAGCGGCUCUACUACGUUUGCAAAGUGACGCGCGAGUUCGCCGAGCUGGACAACAACACGAUCGCUUGAUGAUCGCCGGCGGAUUCUCGGGGGACGCGCGCCACCGCGAUUCCUUCGAGAACCGCUCGGGUGGCCCAACUGGCAGCGAGAUCUCUCAGAUACCUGUUUUAGUUCUUACCCAAGCAACUUGUUCUUUUCCAUAAAGUGGCACUUGAAUGUCAGUGAUAAAAUUCUUUAGCUACAAAAAGUCGCUAAUUAUUAAUUACUACGAUCAAGGUUUUUUUUUUUUUUUUAAUUUUAAUUACCACGACGAGAGAAAGAAAAACAUGUGGUUUACGUCUCUUCUUCUCUCUUGGGAUAAGGGUUAAGGAAAUAGCGGCGGAGCAAGUACGUCACGAUACGUACCGUUACCCACAGCAUUUCUUCAAGGGGGAGGAAGGGGAAGUCGUAAAUAAGAAUGUCGCGCGUUUAAGUCCAUGAGGAAGGUGUGUCUUGCGAAAGACCGCGCGGUGCGAGUGCUUCCGUUGAUUUAUAAAUCUGCAUGUUGUUUCUACAAAAGCAAAAGAGAUCGUCCGUAAGCCGUAAGUGACUUACCUGUGUUUCGCGGCAGGAGAUCUCUGAAGAAAAAUUAAGUUCCCAGUGAUCGAAAGAGCUAGUUAGAAUCAGUAAAUAAUCGGUCUCAGACUGCCAUCGGCCCAAUAAUGAUGAAUUUCAAGUGAGUUCAAGUAGAUGUAGCUGUAUCGUUCCUCUUGAAUCAAUAUUACAUCGCGAAAGCAUUACGUGAACGGAAUCUAAAAUGUCAAAAGAACUAGCUACGCACUAUUUUUAUGCACAGCGGCAUUUUUACACGCAGAUCCCUUAUUCUCGUGCGAGAAUUAUUCGACGAAAAUUAUCGAGAUUAAUGUGAUAUAAACGUCGUAACUAGUUACGAGAUGUGUAUCCGGUGGCACUUUUCAUCAUACGGUCACGACUAGGAGAGUGUCAACUGCAUUGCUACUACCUCUGUUAAACAGGUAGCUGUUAGUAUAUUUAUUUUUCACGGCGCAGAUCUCCCUAGUUCAGUGCCUAUAUAUCGAGUAAGUAAUUCACAUCCAGUAGAUUAGUUUUAUCGGGUAAAUCGAAUAUAGUUUUAUUACACACAUUCGCGAUCACGCGUGCGAAGUGUAGGAUCAUUCGGAACGACAGGAUGGACAAUUUUUUCAUCUAAAUCGCGCUGUUAUCGAAAUCUGAGCUCCACUUCGCGAUUCAUUAUUAAGAUACCGCGUUGCCUAUACUCAAUUAUGUGUAGGAAAAGUCAAACAGACCUUUUCUUUAAUGUUUUUAAUUUAAGGAGAAUAAAAGGGAAAUAGCUUACACAAUCAAUACAAAAAAGUCUAUGAACGUUCUCGCUCACACACGUUCUCUUCUGUUCUCUCGGACACCGUUCGAAAUUGUUCACAAAAUUCUCUUUUUUACGUUCUCUCUCACGAUACAGAGAUAUCGUCAAGUCGUGCAAUGCCGGAAGAGAUGAAUCUGACGUGCGAUAAACGCGUGUUUGCAAAAAUAAAAAAAAAAAAGAUUUUGUCGAAACGCGUCCAAUAGAAUGUCCCGCAUUAUUAUUCGGAAAGGAAAACGAACCUUUUUAACGACUUUGAUCAAUUUUUCGUUUCAUACGUUUAUUCUUUUAUAGCGGCACGUGCGUUUUGUACAUACGUAUAAAAAUAUUGACACGCAUCUCUUUUUACAUGAUUUGCCAUCGAGUACUUAAAAUGGCUCGGCGCAGGGGCGCGGAGAGGAAGCCUCGGUAAAUUCUUAGCAAAUCCUAGUCAACGCUCCUUUUUCACUUUUCUAGAGUCUAACGAGGGACGGGCGACGAGUGUCACUGCCAUCGUUGUUACGCGUUGCCGCUGUAUCCAGGCUGUUACGUUUAUAGUUAUACUAUUUAUUAGUUGCGAUUACGCGUGCGCUUGUCGGAAGUUUGUUGUAUGCUAUGGCUAGGACCGCGUGGAAACACGUGCAAGUUUCACGGGACGAGCUGGAUGAUCGGAAGCUUUUUCGCAUAAUCGUCCAACCCUUUCCACGUUUGCGCUUAAUUUCCGUUUUCCUACUCGUCUCGUCUUGAUAGAAUUGGUACACACAUCCAUGACCAAUUGAGCGAGUAAGAUGGCUCAGCCGUGAAACGACGCACGAGAGACCAGCCAAGUCCUAGAUAUUACAUGUUAUAUUAGCGACGCGCGAACGCUUCGAGCCGUAUGUCGUCGACAAGAUUUCCCGAUGACACAAUCGCGUUCUCUCGUAACGUAUAGGUGUGUAUAUAUCACCGACGCGUCGUGCCGAAGAAAUUUCUGAGCGACGCGAUAUAUUCUAUUGUAUGCAUUUUCUCGGCGUGCCGCAUUCAACGCGUUGCGCCUGAAUUGUUCUAUUUCCUGUUAUUGUGUGUACAUUAAUACCGCUAUCAUAUAGUUGUCGUUAGUUACUUAGAUUAUUAUUGUUAUUACUAUUACGAUUAUAUAAUUAUUUUAUUACGACUAUAUAUUCUGAUUUACGCUAUCGCCAUCGUCCUCUAUCGAUAUUGUCGCCAUCGCGGCGACCGCAAUUAUGUUUAGUACAAUUAUUAAAUCACUUAUUAGUAAUAAGAAUUUGCUGCACCAGAUUGGUGAGCGUUCGUUAUUCGCAUCCAACGCGACGAUUGUCGUCAUAAUAUAAAACGCGCAGUGAUAUUAUAUUUUAUUUUUUAUCGAGGUCUUUUAUAUAUAUACAUAAGAUAUAUUGCAUUACACGUUAACGCGCGUUCCAUGCAACGAAGCGGCAAUUAACACUAAGGAUCUCAGAUUUGUUGUUUUAUUCGUCUUCUGUGAAGGAGAAGUGAAGCGUUAGAUUCGAAGCAAUAGGCGUUGUUCCGAUUACAAACAGCGGAUCGUGUAAGUUAAAGGGAGAAGAAUGUCGCUAGCGAAACAUUUAAUAAAGCUGCGAUUUUGAUAAAGC
Messenger RNA from Solenopsis invicta (red fire ant), 6785 nucleotides. RefSeq names its product serine/threonine-protein kinase PLK1. Gene Ontology annotation, biological process: regulation of cytokinesis; protein phosphorylation; mitotic cell cycle. The transcript has 8 exons. Gene Ontology annotation, cellular component: cytoplasm; nucleus; centrosome. The record is from RefSeq and is a predicted model, not a curated record. Bases 1335 to 3890 code for a protein of 851 amino acids. Gene Ontology annotation, molecular function: protein binding; protein serine/threonine kinase activity; ATP binding. Lineage: Eukaryota; Metazoa; Arthropoda; Insecta; Hymenoptera; Formicidae.